This is a messenger RNA of Teleopsis dalmanni, 811 nucleotides long. Its product is annotated as cell death protein rpr. The record is from RefSeq and is a predicted model, not a curated record. NCBI's taxonomy places the organism in Eukaryota, Metazoa, Arthropoda, Insecta, Diptera, Diopsidae. The coding region runs from base 72 to 299 and encodes 75 amino acids. The transcript has a single exon.
GAACUUGUGAAAUAAUAAAGUGAAAGUUAACAUUAAGUAUAAAUAAUUGACUGUUAACUAAAUUGUGAAAAAUGGCCGUGGCUUUUUACAUACCAGAUCAGGCUACUUUACUGCGUAAAGCCAAGCAACAGGAGCAGCAGAUACAACGUAUGCGUGAAGCCCAGUGGAAAUUCAUUGCAAGCAUCAUUUUGGAUGCGCUUCAGCAGUGCAUCGGUUCCUCGCCUUACUGUGUACUAGGACGCAGCAGCAGCAGUGUGCGAAAGAAUUGCAGGGAUAAAUUGAAGAAGUUCGGAAAUUAAUGAAUUUAAUCUUACAAUAAACUCCGUUUCCAAAAAGACUUAAAAGUACAAAAAUAGUUAAAAUAAACAACAACUCUAAAUCUUCAACUUCAAAGAUUCUCAUCAACUACAAGUUACUAAGCUACUAAAUACUGUUACCAAGCCAUGCAGUUGUAUUCCAGAUUAAUACAUUGAUCUCCAGUCCGUAUAUAUCGCAAAUAAAAAUGCCAAUUACUCAACUCUUCAAAAGUUCAACGACCUCACAGUUGCCGCCGCUACAGCGCCCACAUGACUUACUAAUUUGUUUAAAAAAAUAAAUUUUUUUUUCUUCAUUUCACAACAAAAUGCAAAUUAAAUGUUAAUUUUAAGAUAUUUUUGGCAAUUGAAUUCAUUUUUAAACAAUUUUGACAAAAAAAAAUUUUCAUAACUUCUUACUUUUUACUCAUCAAAGCGAUUGUGAUAAUGGUUUUGUUUCUAUAAUAAGCAACAAAUAAAUUUUUUAUAAAUGUAUUGUAAUUAUUAAGUUAAACAGA